Rangifer tarandus platyrhynchus (Svalbard reindeer) is the source of this 1161-nucleotide messenger RNA. Lineage: Eukaryota; Metazoa; Chordata; Mammalia; Artiodactyla; Cervidae. The record is from the annotation of a GenBank genome assembly.
AUGCGAGGCCCCAGUGUGGGCUGCGUGGGACCCAGUGCUACAGGCAGAUGCCGGGACCCGGUGCUCCAAGCGGACCCUGGGAUCCAGUGCUACAGGCAGACCCUGGGACCCAGAGCUACAGGCAGAUCCCGGGACCCGGUGCUCCAAGAAGACCCCGGGAUCCAGAGCUACAGGCAGACCCUGGGACCCAGUGCUACAGGCAGAUGCCGGGACCCGGUGCUCCAAGCAGACCCUGGGAUCCAGAGCUACAGGCAGACCCUGGGACCCAGAGCUACAGGCAGAUCCCGGGACCCAGUGCUCCAAGCAGACCCCGGGAUCCAGAGCUACAGGCAGACCCUGGGACCCAGUGCUACAGGCAGAUCCCAGGACCCGGUGCUCCAAGCAGACCCUGGGAUCCAGAGCUACAGGCAGACCCUGGGACCUGGUGCUCCAAGCAGACCCCGGGAUCCAGAGCUACAGGCAGACCCUGGGACCCAGUGCUACAGGCAGAUGCCGGGACCCGGUGCUCCAAGCAGACCCUGGGAUCCAGAGCUACAGGCAGACCCUGGGACCCAGAGCUACAGGCAGAUCCCGGGACCCGGUGCUCCAAGCAGACCCCGGGAUCCAGAGCUACAGGCAGACCCUGGGACCCAGUGCUACAGGCAGAUGCCGGGACCCGGUGCUCCAAGCAGACCCUGGGAUCCAGAGCUACAGGCAGACCCUGGGACCUGGUGCUCCAAGCAGACCCCGGGAUCCAGAGCUACAGGCAGACCCUGGGACCCAGUGCUACAGGCAGAUGACGGGACCCGGUGCUCCAAGCAGACCCUGGGAUCCAGAGCUACAGGCAGACCCUGGGACCCAGAGCUACAGGCAGAUCCCGGGACCCGGUGCUCCAAGCAGACCCCGGGAUCCAGAGCUACAGGCAGACCCUGGGACCCAGUGCUACAGGCAGAUGCCGGGACCCGGUGCUCCAAGCAGACCCUGGGAUCCAGAGCUACAGGCAGACCCUGGGACCCAGAGCUACAGGCAGAUCCCGGGACCUGGUGCUCCAAGCAGACCCCGGGAUCCAGAGCUACAGGCAGACCCCAGGCCCCUUCUAAGCAUCUUGGAGUCUCUCCGGGGCGGCACCCCCGCCUUGAACAGAGGGUGGGACAUGAGGCAGAUAUCAAGGUGAUGUUCUAA